Messenger RNA from Callorhinchus milii (elephant shark), 462 nucleotides. It is a transcript of the gene fshb, whose product is annotated as follicle stimulating hormone subunit beta. The record is from RefSeq and is marked provisional. Lineage: Eukaryota; Metazoa; Chordata; Chondrichthyes; Chimaeriformes; Callorhinchidae. Gene Ontology annotation, cellular component: cytoplasm; extracellular region. Gene Ontology annotation, molecular function: hormone activity. The transcript has 2 exons. Bases 1 to 462 code for a protein of 153 amino acids. Gene Ontology annotation, biological process: G protein-coupled receptor signaling pathway.
AUGUUGCUAGUAAUGGUUAACAGGAUCUCAGCAGCUCAUGGAUUUCUCUUGAUUCUAUGCUGGGUGUCCAUCCACUGUCAGAACAAUUGUCAACUGACGAACAUCACCAUGGCGGUGGAAAAGGAAGAGUGUGGGUAUUGUGGCAAUGUCAAUGUUAGCUGGUGCUCUGGUUACUGCUUCACAAAGGAUCCAGUGUUCAAGGAGCGCAUGGCCUCCAUCUAUCAAUACAUUUGCAGCUACAAGGAAGUCAUUUAUCAAACAAUCACCAUCCCCAACUGCCCUUCCAACGUUAGUCCUUAUUACACUUAUCCCGUAGCAAUAAGCUGCCAGUGUGGAAUGUGCAAUACCGAAACCACUGACUGCACAGUCUCAGCAUUGGAACCAAAAUAUUGUUCCUUCACACAACAAAGGAAAAAAAGAUCAUUAAUAAUGCACAGUACACUUCUGCACAGGAACAUUUGA